Lodderomyces theae is the source of this 3300-nucleotide messenger RNA. It is a transcript of the gene USO6, whose product is annotated as Uso6p. NCBI's taxonomy places the organism in Eukaryota, Fungi, Ascomycota, Pichiomycetes, Serinales, Debaryomycetaceae. Bases 1 to 3300 code for a protein of 1099 amino acids. The record is from RefSeq and is a predicted model, not a curated record. The transcript has a single exon.
AUGUCGUUUUCUGCGUAUUUCACGGCUCUAGCGUGUAUCAUGGCUGCUGUAUUCUACAAACUACAUGAGUCUAAGUCAUCAAAGUUACUCUCGUUGCAACAGGAAUACGAAAACUAUGUGAAAACAUCCAAUUCUGCUCGAGAGAAGCUUACACAGCAAUUGAAACAGGAGUUGGAGACAUCGAAUCAAAGUACCUCGGAUAAGAUUGAGCAGAGUGGGAAGCGAAUUGCAGAACUUGAAUCGCAGUUGAAAGAGUACACCUCAAAGAAUGAAAUGUUGAUUGCUUCAGAAAAUAAGUUGACAGUGCAGACGUUAGACUUGGUAAAGAAAAUUGCAUUUACAGAGAAAGAAGCUGACAAGUUGAGGAGCGAUUUAAAACAGUCACAAGCCCACUGCGAGCAACUAGCUCAGGACUACAAAUUCCAGUUGAAUUUCCACAUCGAAAAGUUGUCGGUGGAGAAAGACACGCGGAUCGCCGAGUUGGAAGAAUCAAUUGCCAGUGGAAGACGCGAAGUACUCGACCAGAGAGAACUAUUCAGAACAGCUGAAAAUGGGAAAGACGAUAUCAUAAUAGAGCUUCGACAAUCGCUUGACAGUUUAAGGGAGAAAUUGAAGGAGCUGGAGAAGAGCACCUCUGACCAAAUCACAAAGAGUAAUCAACUAAGUAAAGAUUACCACCAACUGGAAAAAGAUUUGGGAGAGUUGAAAGAAGCUUACACGCUAAUGCAUGAAGACUAUGUUAGAGUGUCUAGAGAUCUCGAUGACACAAGAAAGGCGUUAGUUAGUCUCAAGGAAAGAGCAGAAAUGCUUGUCCGUUCAGAGACAAAGUUGAGUAAUGAGCUCGACAAAGAAAAAAGUAAGAACCAUGAAUUGUCAGAGGAGAUUAAUUACACAACUAAGGAGCUACAGAUAUACAAAGCUUUCUUCAAAAAAUGCGAAUUUUUUGUGGAGGAUUUGAAACUAUUUGAUCCUGGUUUUGCUGAAAUUGUUAAACAAUUAGAGAUUGGUGCAGAGAAUUUUGAAGCAGUUUCUUCCGGCGAGGAUUACCACACAGAUGAGGACUACAUUUCCGAUGCAAAACUGGGUGAGAUUGAUCAGGAUGAAUUUGUAAUUUUGACAAAGAAAGCAUCAACGAAUACAUUUUCCUUGAUUGAGAGGUAUAUUGAAGAAUUGAGAGCAAACGUUGCCAGAGAAAAAGCACUUUUGGGUAAAAAGGAAUCAGUUAACGCGGAUCUAGAGGCGUUUGUGGCGGAAUUGAAGGAAAAAUUGGGUGUCGCUGAGUCCAGAAACGUUGUGGUUUUGAACUCAAUUCUUGAAUCACGCAAGUUAGUCAAAGAGGAGCUUUCUAAGAAUCCGUUGGAUGUUACAAAAUUGAAAGAAAUUUUACUUGACGCAUAUCAAAACAUUGAAGACACUGCGAUGCCCAAGACUGAUAGUAGCAACUCAACGGCUCACAGUGAUGCUAAUGGGGAUGUGAGUGAAAAGGAGGUUGAACCAAGUAAAGUCAUUGGUGAAACCACUUUACCACCACUUGACUCUCUGUUAAAGGAAGAGAAGGGGAUUGAAAAUAACGAGAAGGAAGACGAGCAUUUACACAACCAAUCAACACAGAAUACAACGUCCAAUGAAGACGUGAAAGAGGCGGCCAGUGGUUACAAGAAAGAGGCAUCUAAGGGUAAUGCGACAGAUGCGCCCAAGAGUGGCGAGAAAGAGAGUAGUGACCAAACAACCACUAAAACCCCAAUGUCAUCCAUGGGCAACAACGCAAAACAACCACUUGCCUCAAUAUGGGCGGUCAAUGAUACUUCCAACGCCAGCAGCGAUGUUGAUUCCGAUUUUGCUCCACCGCCUGCAAUAUUCAAGACAAUAAAGGAGGGCUCUUCAACACCAACACCGUUGUCCGAUUUGGGUCCACAAGCAGAGUCCCGCAGCACUGUUGAAAAUACAAAAACACCAGAAGCAACAGGAAAGUCAGAAACAGAAGCUCUGGACAAGCUAGAUAGUAGUACUUCGAACCAAGGUGCUGAAAGCGACGACAGCAAAUCAAGAUUGAAGAAAAUCGAUGAGAAAUUACGUGCGGAUGUGAUCGCUGAGGAGAAAACUAUUGAGGAUGAGAAAUUAUUGGCAGAGAAAGAGUCCCAAGAUGACAAAGAAAUUUUGGACCAAUACGAUCUUGUGGCUGCUGAAGAGGAGGGAGACGAAGAAGCGGAGAUUGAACCAUCUGUUGACCCUCUCUCGAACGAUCCCGCUGAUGAAGAAGGUGCAGAGGAUGUAGAGGAAUCACCUUCAAAAAGCCAGACUCAGUCAAAGUUUGAGGCAUUCAAAAGUGACAUUGAGGAUGCUAAGGGAGCAAAAGAUGGCACCACUAAAGACUCCAAAGACUCUAAUAGCAGCAACAGCAGCAACAGCAGCAACAGCAAUGAAGGUAACGAGAAGAGUAUGUUGGUGGAACCUCAUUCAACCAGUGUAGGUGAACAAAAGUUCAAAGCAUUCCAAAAAGAUUUAAAAGACGCAAACGCGCAAGAUGAUGAUCAAAGUAAUGAAGAAGAUCCUUCGAAGAACGGCGACUCUCAAAAGGAAAGGGAGAGUUCUACGGAAGUUGACGUUGCGGAAGAUGGUAAUGACGAUGACGGUGACAAAGCUGGUGUUGCUACAGAGAAUGACAGGGCAAAGAAUGAUCAAUCUGUGAGUUCUGGGUUGAAGCAGGAGAGCAACAAGAAUGUUGAGACUGGCAACAAAGAACCCAAGCAAGAUGAGGUGAAGUCGGAAGCAUCCAAUGAUGUUGCUGUCAAGAAAGAUGACCAAGAGGAAGUUGACCACGCAGAUACUGGUUCUGUGAGUUCUAACAAAUCUAAACUUGAGUCGUGCAAAACAAAUGAUGACUCUGCAGAAUCCAAGGACGCCCGCGUGGCUUCGAAUGAGGAUAAACCUCCUGUUCAAGGUGCCGACGCUGAUGAAGAAUCCAAGUCAGUUGGUCUUGAAAUUGGUGACAACAUUGUCCGUGCUCGUGAACAUACUCAAGAAGUAAUUCAUGACGUUAAAGAGGACAAAGAGCAACAUCGAGACUCAGUGGACAGCGAGGAUGUAUCAAAUGUUAAUGACACUCUAAGUUUGGGCGAGAGUAAUGACGGGAAAAGUUCAGUUGGAGAUGAUGAAGUUGAUGUAAUGUCAACAACAGCUAAUGCCAAUGCUAGUGAUGAAAGUCUAAUCAAACUGUCGGGAUCCAAGUCGAAUUCUAGUUCGCCUACUAAACUGAAGCUGAAAAAGGGCAAGAAGAAAAAGUCCAAAACGGUUUUUUAA